Molecule: messenger RNA, 3609 nt
Organism: Sporisorium graminicola
Lineage: Eukaryota; Fungi; Basidiomycota; Ustilaginomycetes; Ustilaginales; Ustilaginaceae
Exons: 1
Coding region: 1-3609 (1202 amino acids)
Biological process (GO): cell division
Molecular function (GO): protein binding
Source: RefSeq, a predicted model, not a curated record
AUGCCGCUCGCAGCGAGUGCACCGAGGUCGCGCCUGACGGCGACAAAGUCACGCCAACCGGUCGCUUCCUCCUCCUCCUCCUCUUCCACAUCGGCACACCCGAACUCCACAUCGAUUCGAUCCAAAUCUGCAGCAGCAGCCGGAGCAGCAACAGCUGGAGCUCAGUCUCACUCAGUUUCUGCACCACCGCCUCUAUUGCUUCCCUUGCCGCCUUCGCUUCCCACGCUCUCUCAGCUCGAACUCAGCCAAGACAUUAAGCCCUCACCGCAUCUCAUCGCUCGACGUCUCAUCUCGCUCGCUCGCUCCUUUCUCGCUUUGCGCGCGGAAGAUGUCUGUAACGACCCUUCAGACUGGGAGCUCGAUCUGUGCUCUGCCACCUUCUUUUCCAUCUACGCCGUAUGCUUGGACCCCGCCUCCACCAUCGCUCGAACCACAUUGGCUCGAUGCGCUCGUCUCGGCGGCUUCAACAUUGUUCUCCCUUUCAGUCCUUCAGCAAGCGCAGCAACAGCCACCGUCUCUGCUGCCAAGCUCAGCUCUCAGGACCCUCACGAUGUUGCAGGUGCACACGCUUGCAUUCACAUUCUUCAGCAAGGCUCAGCAGCUACCUUUCAUGAUGCAGCCAGCGCAAAAGAGUACCGCGACGCCUGCCGCACCCUUGGCAGGCCAUCCGACGCCGCCCAGGUCUCCGAAAUGCUGAGAGACAAGGUUCUUGGCAAGAGAAAGGCGGUAGACCCCGCGGUCCAGGACACCUCGCUGCCUCAACCGGUAUUGGCACAAGCUCGUUACCAUUCUCAGCUGCACACCGACGAGGCGUACAAUGUAGCCAGCCGCGGACGCAUCCAAGAAGCACAAUCCAGUUUUAUGAAAGCUCUUGACCUGGAUCCUUUCAAUUGGCGAGCAUGGGCAGGCCUCUGCGACACCGGCUAUGGUGGCGCCUCUGCUACCAAGCAUCUUGGCCCUUCUACGCUCGACCGUCUCUACUCGAACCUCGUCGCCAAGGUACAGGCGCCAUACAUUGCUAUGGAAUCUUCGCUCAAAUCUAGCCCGCCCUUCUCUAACGUGCAAAUUCCACCCUCCGCCACGAUGAUCCGUAAAGUGUCGGAAGAUGGCUCCAACAAGAAGCUCAAAGUCUCGUCAGAGAUCCCUCCAGUGCCCUCCUUACCACCAAGCGCUACCCGCAACGGCACGGCAUCCAGGCCCAUCGACAAGGUCACGCCUCCGCUGCCCACCACAUCAGCAAGCACCGUCACCGCUACGCGUCUCCACCCAACAUCUCGUGCUCUUUCCGCUGCUCAGACCAACACCCACCAUCUCGAGCCUGUCCCUGCCGAUCAAGACGAUGUCAAGGCAGCAAAAGUAGCCAGCAUCGCUACCCGACCCACCCGCACUGCUGGCGUCCGCACGGCUACCGUUGCUCCUUCCACAACAGCAGCCAAUGCGCGACAAUUGCGCUCCACUCGCGGCAAUCCAAGCGGGCCAGGGCCAGCGGCGCCGACUGGUUUGCCGCGCACUGCCGCGGCACCCAACAGAGCCGGCGCCAUAAGUCAAGCGGGUAGCGUCUCGUCGACUUCCUCGGGCUCUUCCACCUCGUCCAUGUCGUCCCGCGCAACCGUAUCCACCGCUCGCACCGCCGUGUCCAACCGCCGAGUAGCUUCAGCAGCACCCACUCGGCCAGCAUCGCGCACCGCAGCCACCAAACCGACUCCUGCGUCCUCUGCUCGCCCCACCACCGCCGCAAACGGCACGGGCACAGCGAUUCAGCCCAAGAGGACCACUACCACCACCGCUAAUCGUCUCAUCAACAGCGCCGGCAACGUCAGUCGUCCGGGCAGCGCCAUGUCCAAAGCUAGCUCCACCUCAGCUGGUGCUGCUGCUCCAUCAGCGCGUGCCAACAGCACACUCGCGUCAAGCCGCACUGCCGCCGAAGCUAUGCGUCAAAAGGAGGAAGAGAAUGCCAAAGCCAAGCUGGACCAGCUCACCUCGCUUCGAGAAUCCAUCGUGCAGCAACUCACAGCAAUAGCUCAUCAGCGAGCGGCAGACAGAUACGUGCUUGCGGUUCUGGCGCAAGUCGGCGAGGCGUAUCGGCUGUUACGGCUAUGCGAAGGAGGCCAAGCUGCGGCGGUGCUGUUAGACUCUGUGAUUGAUGAUACCGAUACUCUCAAGGGCCGUCAAAUGGAGUCGAACACAGCUCAAGCAGAGCUGGAAGGUGCGACUGGCGAGGGCUCGUCGACGGUCCUGGUGGUCUCAUCGCUGGAGGUCACCAGAUUCCUCGACCGACAGGUAAAAGACAGUUUGCUGCAUCAGAUGCUGCUCGGUCGAAGCUACGCCGAGUGCUCGCAGUACGCCCCUUCGGAGAAUCACUUUGCUGCGAUCCGCAAACUCAACCCGUUCGUAGCCGCGCACAUGGAUGUCUACUCUCUGGUCCUCUUCCAUCUCUCUCGCGAAGUCAAGCUCUCGGCACUAGCGCAGCACCUCGCCAUGGUGGCGCCGGGCACCGCCUCGACGCACAUUGUCGUCGGCAAUGCCUUUUCGCUGCAAAAGGAGCAUCAGACUGCACUUGUAUGUUUCCAGCGCGCCGCAGCUGCAGCGCCCGACUACGCCUACGCCUACACGCUGGCGGGCCACGAAGCGCACGAUCUGGGACUGCAUGACGAAGCGAUUGCCUACUUCCGCAGCGCGAUCCGGUGCGAUCGGCGGCACUGGAACGCAUGGGCCGGACUGGGGCGCGUGUAUCUGGGCAUAGGCGAACACGAGCAUGCGGCAUGCAAGAGCCUGCAGCAGGCGAUUGCGCUUAAUCCGGGCAAUCAUGUCCUGUGGGAUCUGGUCGGCUGGACCUUUUCGCUGCUCAAUGCGCCGGCCAAGGCGUUGGAGUGCUAUGAUCGUGCGAUCGAGUUGGCGGAGAGUGCGUCGGUGUUGACCUACCUACGACGCGCCGAAUUACUGCUGCAGGAUGGAGAUGCGGAGUCGAGCCAUCGCGACCUGGUUCGCGCGCAUGACUUGGCGCCGGAGGAGGCGAGUAUACACAUCUUACUCGCGCAGUCGUAUAUGCGGUUAGGCGGCGGUGCGUUCUGCCACCUCGAGGGCGCAACCGGGGGUCCUGCUGGUGGAAAAGCGAACGCAGCACUGCGAGCGAGCGGGGUGAUGGUCUUGCCGUCGGCACACCACGCCGAGAUUACACACCAUCUCAGCGUGGCGAUCGACCUCGACCCGUCGCUGUUGCGCUUGGUCAAGAGCAUCUGCGAAGGUUACAAGACGCUGCCGGGAAGCAAGCUGAGCAUCCAUCCGAACGAUUUGUCCGCCGAUCGAUCGUACACACAGUCGCAGCUGAUGGACUCUGUAGCGAGUGGAUACCCGUCGAUGAUCGACGACAGUCAUAUGCGCAUGGCUGCGACUGUAAACGGAUACACUCGCGCGCAGUAUCAGCAGCAGCAGGACGUGAGCGGGUUGGCCAACUCGACCCCUCACCUGCAUCAGGGUCUCAUGCUGCCGCCUGCCGACUUUGCCGCCAGCCAUCCGGCGCACGACCCGAGCAGUUUCCUCAGCAUCAACACUACCGGUGCCAACUUGAGCGCUGAUAUCGUGCUCGAGGAUGCGGAUGUGUCGGGCUAG